CUUUGCAGUGUACUUCUGCAGGACGUUGAACGCCCUUCCUUUCUUUUUCGCCUUCCAAUACGUCGCCUGGUGCUACAGCCGCCUCUGUAUCUUUGCCUUUCGAGCUCUCUCUGGAAGAGUCAUUCUUUUCUACACAUUCUCUGCCUUUUAGCAAGCAAUCACAAUGGUGUCCAGAAAGCUGAUGGGUGCGUGGGCCUUUGUCGACGUCUGCCUUCUUGCCGCCGGCGUCGUCUCGCUCGCGCUCUCCAUCGUAUGGCGGGCACCCAACAUACUAAUGAACAUGGUUCUUUCCAACUCUGAUCUGACGGCCGGCACCGUCCUUGCCGUCGCACUGCUUGUCACCUUUGCGAUAUCCAUCGUAGCCGUUGUCCAGCGAAACCAUGUCACAAUCGGUUUCGUUAUCCUCAACUAUGCCUUGGUGCUCGAUGCAAUUGGGAUCAUAGUUAUCGGCUCUUUCGUCUGGUUCUUCACCUUACAUGAACGUGCCAACUUCCAUGACAUUUGGGUCCAACAGAGUGCUGCCAAUAGGAUCAGUCUCCAAGACCAGUUCAAUUGCUGCGGUUACUUCAACGCCACCGACAAUCAGGAAAUCGGCGGCACUCACUGCACCCAAUCUCAAGUCGAUUUUCUUAACACGCUUAAUUCAGUCGCCGAUAGCAAUGCCGACUUUUUCUGUGUUACCCCCAUUACUGCUUUUGCGGAUAUGACCCUUAAUAACAUAUUCACGUACGUUUAUGGCUUCAUGGCGAUCGUGCUCUGUCUUCUUCUCGCCUCUUUAUGUGUCAUAAACAAGAGGAAGGAAGAAGAACGCUUCAAGAAGAUCGAUGAGAAGCGCGGAGGGAGAGGAUUCGUUUGAGAUGAA
Guyanagaster necrorhizus is the source of this 862-nucleotide messenger RNA. Its product is annotated as tetraspanin Pls1 family. NCBI's taxonomy places the organism in Eukaryota, Fungi, Basidiomycota, Agaricomycetes, Agaricales, Physalacriaceae. Bases 164 to 856 code for a protein of 230 amino acids. The transcript has 6 exons. The record is from RefSeq and is a predicted model, not a curated record.